Messenger RNA from Fimicolochytrium jonesii, 763 nucleotides. Its product is annotated as ERV2 protein-like protein. Gene Ontology annotation, molecular function: flavin adenine dinucleotide binding; flavin-dependent sulfhydryl oxidase activity. The transcript is spliced from 3 exons. Lineage: Eukaryota; Fungi; Chytridiomycota; Chytridiomycetes; Spizellomycetales; Powellomycetaceae. Bases 104 to 763 code for a protein of 219 amino acids. Gene Ontology annotation, cellular component: mitochondrion. The record is from RefSeq and is a predicted model, not a curated record.
GGAGGGCAGCGUGGAUUGCAAACACGGGUAGCGUCGUUAGCAAUUCCCUAUUAGAACUCGCACAAUUCCAUCCCCCUUCUCCCCUCUCCCCACCACUCCCUACAUGCCCACCAUCCGCCCAACCUACACUCUCCUCGCUCUGCUCGCCUGCACAGUCUUCCUCCUCACCCUCGCAGCAUUCUCCCAAAACUCCUCCGCCCUCUCUGCCCGCUCCUCGUCCUUCGCUCUCACCAACAACAUCCCAAAUGUUCCAAAUGCCGCUAAAAAGCAGGGCACGGUGUCGUCGGGGAGGAUAGGGGCAGGACAGUUGCAGGCAGUGAGAAAGCCGGGGGCGGUUAUUAUGAGCAUGAUGGGGAAUGAGACAUUGAAGGCCGAACUAGGCCGAGCAGCAUGGCGCGUGCUACACACCAUGGCCGGCAAGUUUCCCGAAGAGCCCACCGAGGACGAGCAGACCGCCAUGCGCGAUUAUAUAUAUCUGUUUGCGAGGUUAUACCCCUGUGGCGACUGCGCCCGCCACUUUGCCCAAAUCCUCACCGCCCUCCCGCCCGACGUCACCUCGCGCGCGACCAUAUCGCAAUGGGCAUGUGAGGCGCAUAAUAAGGUUAAUGAGCGGUUGAGAAAGGCGGUGUUUGAUUGUACGAGGGUGAAUGAGGAGUGGAAGUGUGGGUGUGCGGAGGAGUUGGGUGGUGCUGGGGAUGGGAAGACGACGACGGUGGUGCAGAGUGGUGGGAAGGAGAAGGAUGCGGUAAAGCCCCCCGGUUGA